Molecule: messenger RNA, 4614 nt
Organism: Clupea harengus (Atlantic herring)
Lineage: Eukaryota; Metazoa; Chordata; Actinopteri; Clupeiformes; Clupeidae
Gene: pik3r5
Product: phosphoinositide-3-kinase, regulatory subunit 5
Biological process (GO): positive regulation of MAP kinase activity; G protein-coupled receptor signaling pathway
Cellular component (GO): phosphatidylinositol 3-kinase complex, class IB
Molecular function (GO): 1-phosphatidylinositol-3-kinase regulator activity
Source: RefSeq, a predicted model, not a curated record
AUUUCCCCUGAAUCCACCAUAUGAAAAGCAGUGAGACAUUAGUAGAUCAUUGUUGCAUUGUAGAACACGAGAAACUAAAUGUUGUUCACCUGUAAGUAUCAAACAUGACUAUGCAGGAAUUACAAUAAAAAGCUGACAUGACUUUAAGGACCUUGCACCAUCAGUGCAAGAUAAUGUACACCAGAAAAAAUAUUCCAAUUGAUCAAGCUGCUGGUGAACAAUCAUUUUUUCUGUGAAAUGUGUGUACAAGAUGACAUUACUUUAUCAGGACUCAAUAGCAGGCAAGAGUUCUAAAACACUUCAAACUGCUUGAACAUUAACGCAUCUUAUUCAUACUAAAAGGUCUCAAUAAUAUUUUGUAUGUUUUCUUGGAUUUUAUGAUUUCUUGAAUCAAUACAACUGCAGCAUUAUAAUAUCAGCAUAUCAGUAAGAGAUUGAUUUGAUCUCAUAACCAGGACCGUCUCUGCCCCAUUUUUCGCCAUAGUAGGCCGGGAAAAAACCAGACUACUCUCAACAAACCAACAGUGCGGAGUUGACAAGUACAACUACGUCAGUAAGGUCCGAAAAGAUAUCAUGUUAUGGACCCAUUUCGUCAGAAGUUCGGGAUAGGGUCGUAAACAGCUGAGCAGGAACUCGCAUAGGCCUUUGUUGAGGUCAAGUUGGUUGUCGCAGCACCCUACUGGAUUUGGUUGUGACUGAAAAUGCAGAACACCACGUGCACCGAGGACCGGAUCCAGCACGCCUUGGAGAGAUGCCUGGACGGCCUCGGCCACAUCAACGACAUGCCUCAACCAUGGAACGUUGGAUGGUGUAUGAAUCGAUGGAGUUUGGGAGAGCUGGUGAAAAGGGAUCCAGAGAACUUCAUCAUCCUCUUGCAACAGAUUCUGAGGAAGGCCAGAGAGGUCCAGGAGCUGUGUCAGUAUGAGCUGGUAGCUCCCCUUGCCCUCAUGUUCACCUCCACGCUCCAGCAGACGCCGUUCUGCCCCCCUGAUGGGCUGCUAUUACUGGAGGCAUGCGAGGUGUUCCAUGGUUUCCUGACCUGGCCAGAGCCCUACUGCGGAGUGUGUUCCAGCCUGUUGUCCACGCUCCAGCAGGAACUCAGAGCCCCAGGGAUCUCAUACCACAGGCUGGUGAGGGAGGAACAGGGCCUCACCACCUCCAAGCAUUACGCAAAGACCAUCACGGUGCUGUUGAUGAACCCCGCCGAGGUUCCCACGGAGUUCCUGUCGGUGGCCGAGCAGCUCAGCAACAUCCAGCUCACCCGCAGAGACGUGUGCAUCUCCCUCAUCAAACACGCCUACCAGUCCAGCCUGGGCACCAAGUACCCCCUGCCCAGUGUCCAGAAGAGCCUACAGGCCGCCAGCGUGGGGGACCUGGAGAAAGCCUUCUCCACGGUGACAAAGCUCUUAGAGACGGCUGGGUGCAUGACGGACCCUCGGAAGGCCAGAGUGUGUUUGGCUCAGGGCCUGGAGGAGCUAAGGGAGAAACUGGCCAUCCCAGCUUCCAAUGGCAAGAAAUCAGAUGGCAUGUUACAGACUAUCCCUGUCCCUUCGGCCAAAUGCUACAUGUUCCACUGGGAUAAGGACAAUUUUGAUGUUCUCAACAACAUCCCAGAGACGGAGUAUGUAAUGUCUGCUCUUCAGUCCUUAUCCGGCCGGGAAGAAGAUGAGGAAGAGGAUCAGUAUGUAGAGGAAGAAGACGAGGACCUGGAAGAGCCAGAGGCCUUCAUAAGUAAUGGCUGCACGCUUAGGGACUACCGUGACUCCACCAUCUCCACCGCCUCCAAGGACUCCAUGUUCUCCACCCUGUCGAUGGCCUCGUCCGGGUGCUCGCCCUCCAGCCUCAACCUCAGCCAAUCAGCCGCCGGCCUCUCCUCCUCGGGCCCCGACAGCGACUUCUGCGAGGAGGCGGAGGAGGACGGCCCCUCCGAGCGGAGCCCCACCUCCACGUUACCGCCGGGCUCCAGCCCCGGUGCCAAGGCCAAGCCGUCCGCCCGCAAGCGCUUCUCCAGCCUCUUCAAGUCGCGCAGCAGCAACUCGCUGUGCCGCGCCAAGAGCCUGGGCAGCCCCGACGCCCGCGAGAUGACGGCCAGCGUGCGCUCCAAGCGCUCCAACUCGCUGCCGCAGCAGGUGCAGCUGCGCGGCUCUUACCUGUCGGCGGCGUCGACGUCGCCGGCCGAGGCCGUCGGGCCGCACCUGCGCCACGUCUGCUUCCGCCGGCGGCCCAUCCUCAGCAGCGACGAGGAGGAGGAGGGCGACGGCGAGGUCACCCAGCUCAGGGUGGUGGUGUUCGGGGCGGACCACGUGGCGGGCAGGGUGGCGCGAGCGUACAGCAGCCUGCGGCGGAGGGAGAGCAGGAGCCCGCGCCUGUGCAGGGCAUUCAAGAUGCGCUUCUUCUUCGUGCCGGUCAGGAGGGACGCGGGAGCGACCGCGGUCACGUCUCUGUCAGCGUCCAGGACGACCAGCCCGGCUGUGCAGCAGCUCUCCGUCAGCCCACUGAGAACAGCCCUCUCUAAUAUGGACCUGAGUCUGUCUGCUCCAGAGGACAGCACUAAUGAUAUUGCUCAGCUCCUGGGCAUGCUGGACCCCUGGUAUGAGCGGAACACACUCAGCCUGCUCGACCUGCCCGUCAAUGUGGUGUGCCAGCAAACGUCAAAGAUAGACUCGGAAUUGUACGAUGAUUCCCUUGAGGAGCGCUUGCCUAUCCUAGCAGACCUGGUGCUCUACUACUGCCGACAGGCCGCUCGGCCAGCUCUGAUUCAGCUCUACCAGGCAGAGCUGACAUUAGCUGGCGGGGAGAAGCGGAAUGAGGUCUUCAUUCAUUCCCUGGAACUGGGCCACACAGCUGGGACGCGUGCGAUCAAGGCCAUGGGUGCUGCAAGCAAAAGGUUUGGGAUCGACGGGGACCGUGAAGCAGUGCCUCUGAAACUAGACGUUACAUACAACCGGGUUGUCAUUAGCAGCAGAUCUCAUUCCACCAGAGCAGAGAAGGUGUGCACAUCCAUCAACCUGACAAAAGCCUGCAAGAGCCUAGAGGAACUAGACUCUAAAAUGGAGUGCCUGCAGCUGACUAUGACAGAAGUGCUUAAGAGGCAAAACUCCAAAUCGAAGAAGGGCUACAAUCAGCAACUCACCACUACUAAAGUCAAAGUGGACAGGGUGCAGGUGGUUGGCGCCAGCAGCACCACAUUUGCUGUGUGUCUGGACCAGGAUGAGAAGAAGAUCCUCCAGAGUGUCACCAGGUGUGAGGUGUCUGUGUGCUACAAGUCGGACAGCUCGGCGGACUGGUCCCGCGGGCGGAUGCUGUCUUCUCAGAUCCAGCCUCUCCACCCCACCUUCUGCUCCCUCCUCUGCCUGCCCGUCUCCACCUUCAGUGGGCCUCAGCCCUGACGGCCUCCCUCACACUGACACGCAUGGACCAGCGCUGGCUCCAGCCCUGCCUCCCAGGAUACUCACUAGCAGAGGAUGACUUUAUGGGAGUGGAUAUUUUAUCUGGGGAGGGGGGAGCAGACAUUUGCCUAUGUAAAUAGAACAGGAUUAAAAUGUAUAUAUGUUGUAUGAUCUUUAGAUCCUGAGAGAUUUGAUGAGAGAAACUGGCAAGCGGAGCAUUUUAAGACACUUUUGACAAAUGUUUGUAUCCAUGACAUACUGUAUUUAUUUGAUUCAGGUUUAAAUGCUACGGGUCAUUUUCUACCCACUAGUAGUCCCUUUGUUUUUCCAGCAGAGGGCGCUAGUUCAUUGCACUGAGCUGAGAUGAGUCCUAUUUGAUGCCUCUCACAUGGAAAUUGAAGACACGAAAAUCAACUGCAUGAACAGAUCGCAAGGUGCUGUCUUGUGAUGUGCAGUAACUAAAAACAAUGACCUGGAGCUACUAAAUAACUGCCAGCACUUACAGAGCCACAACUGUGAAAUGGACCUACGCAUGUUAGUACUCUACUGGUGUCUGGAAAGACACUGGGAAACACCUUUAUGAAGUGAUCUGUGGGAAUCACUCCUCUGAUAUGGAAACUUUAAAAUAUGUUCAGGGAUGAUCAACAGUGUAAAUAACAGUUUAAUAACAUUUUUAGAUACAUCUUACAAGUUUCUUUUAAUGUCUAAUCUGUCUGUCAAAUGAAACAUACUGUAGAUAGUAAUCAAGACCACAAAUUGUUGAGAUUUGGACCCCUCUGCAUUUGUGGUAUUAAGUUUUAAUUACGCUUAUAUCCAGAUCUAUUUCUAUCCGAUCGAAGCUAAUGUUAACCUUUUGGAUUUACAAGCGCUUGAAUCUGUUGCACAUUUUACAAUAUAAAAUACUCAUAAAUGUUACCUAAUCUUUCGUCAUUAAUAUGGUACAUUUCACUGUCUGUUCAGAUUGAUCACUGUCAGACAACAUGGUACAUGAUUUACUGUAAAUAUCAUAUUAUUUCUUUUAUUUUCUAAAUGUAUUUGUGAUGUUAUUUGUAAAAUGUCAUGUAUAAUAUAUUAAUUAAAACAUUUAUCCACAGUCUUUUAUUCAGCUUGCCAAUACAUUUAGUUUUAGGAUAAUACUAUUUAAUGCAUUAUCAUUGUUUCUUCUAAGAAGUGUGGAUGAGAUUUGUUAUGAUGCAGCUAGAAGGUAAAUAAUCCCAGGCCUGUC